UACAUUCUGUCAUUUGCUCUUGACAAGUCGAAACUUUUUGCUUGGGGUGCCCCUCGUUGUGCGAUCGACAAAUGUAAAUAAAAAAAAGUUUACACAAAUAUUGAAUCGCAGAAAAGUUUGCAAGCUCCUGGACGGUGGGUUAAACUAAUAUUUACGGAAGCGACGAUAACGAUAAAUUUAAAGCUUCUUCUAGUACGAUAAUCGAAAAUCAAUUGUGUGAUGGAAUGUUCAUACACGCGCCAGUGUUAGUACCUAGAUGGCAAUGGGUUAGCUGAAGACAAGUUGAAAGAAUGCAUCUGUCAGAAAUUCCUUAGUUCAUCGUGAGGAAUUUCGGGAUUGUUAUCGAUGCAGCUCUCGACAAACGCACUUUAUUUAACUGGUUGGCAAAUAACUUAGUCUUCCCAUACGCGUGAAACAUGAAUAACGUCAUGUGCGCUACUGGUUCGAGAGGAUUAGUCUCACUAUAUUUAUAACGAGGUGUAUGCUGUAUGCAGUGAUGAGAAAAAGUGACACACAUUUUGACUCGUCCUGGUUAUGUAGAACUGUGCUGACUUCCUUCCAAAACCUUGGAAAGUAAAUGUGUACCUUCGGGAUAAUGGAUUGAAAUUAGCAUCGCCGAAAAGGAUAUCAUCGAUUGCAUUUUAACCAAAACAAAGCGAACCUCUUCCGGACGGAUAGCUAGCCGUGACACGAGGGUGCAUCCCUUUUCCCGAUGAUACGUUACAAAAGUGCGGUCAAGUGCAAACGUGAAAACGCUUCGUCAGUUUCCUUCCGGUUCCGGCGCACAAUCGGGUCAACGGUUCGUAGCAGGCGGAGCAAAGAGUAGAGAGCGGGGCAGAGUCGUUUCGAAAAAACGAAAAAUCAAUCGACGAUAUCGUGUCGCCGAUUGGGAGUUACUUACGAGUGAACGAACCAAAAUCUAUUUGUUAGGAUGGCCUACGCAUCGAACGAAACGCAUGACGCGCUGUGGAAGCAAAUACUGGAAAACCACUGGAAGUAUGUCGAGUCCGAGGAAUCGAUGCUAAAGAUCGAACUGCGGCGCGACCUAGAAGAUCUGAUAGAAAAACGAUUGGGAAAGGUGCCACCAAAUGAAAAAUUUUAUCUCGACGACACAAGAUAUGCUUUUGAUAGCUCGGUCGCACAUCUGGAUGAUUUUUCGGCCUAUAAAGCAUCGAUCGGAUUUGAGGCAAUCAGCCAAUACGCAAACAAUCUGUUCGUGAAACCAUGGCGAAAAGAAUAUAAAGUGAUAAAGAUGUACUCUGGAUUCUACCAGCACGAAAUAGCAGCCAAUUUGGUGAAUGCGGAAAAACUUUUCCAAGCCAUGGGCUAUCAGCUGAUGCCGAACAAAACGCUCAUCUUAGAUGGUCCUAUCUGUCCCGAUCAAGUAAUGAACGUUGCGCGUGACGCUAUUACAGCGUACGUAGAAUGUCAGAUGAUGAAACGAAUUUAUAGUGAGCUUACUUCGCUGCGGUUGUCGAUAGAUUGGAUUGAUAUUUACAACUUCAGAAGCUACCACGCAGCCGAUGUAAUGCAAACAGUCAAGCAAAUGGCACUAUCUAUACAAGAAAAGCAUCACAAAAAGCAACAAGCUAAAUUAAGAGACACGUACGGCAAUAAUAGUGCGUCCGCUUUAGCGCCUGCUAGUAGCUGCAAUUCAUGCAACCCGUAUCAAUUCCAUGUGCAAAGCCAACAACCUCCCCCAGUUCCACCACCGGCCGCUGCGUAUUGUGGUGCUAGUGGUGGUGGGAACGGUGUCGUUGUUGGCAGUAGUCAGCUGUAUAAUAGCGCUGUUGCUGCACCCUGUAGUAUUCAUAGCCAACAGCAUCACCAACAGCAACAGGCGCAACCGCCGCCGCCACCACCACCGCCCCAACAACAAUUGCCGGCAAGCGCAUACGGUGGUGCAUACCACCCUCAUCAUCUUCCUCCUUCGCAUCAUCACCAUCAUCAUCAUCUUCAUCAUAGUAGUUACCAGAACUUUCAAACGACGACGACUACAUCUGCCACGCAGCAGCAGCAACAGCAAAUUGGCGCACCAGCUCUGGGAACGAUGCCCCAUUCAAAAUCACUCGACCAUUACCAGGACGCUAAUAGUGCGGCUGCAGCUGCUGCUGCUGCUGCAUCGGCCGCUAACAUGUACGGCAUGAAUGUGUACAUGCAGAGACACUCCAUUGAUCAACCCUAUCACUACACGAUCGCUACGCCCUACGGUGGUUCGCAAGCUGCCGUUUCGUCGGCGACUGCUAUGCAGCCAACAUAUGAGGGUGGACCGCUCGAUGGGAUGCUAUCGUGUGGGGUGGCCGGCGGCUUAGGAAGUAGUGCUGGUGGAGGUGCCAGUGCUGGUGUAAGUUGCAGCAGUAACAAUCAUCCUUAUAACAAUGUUCCAGGCAGCGGACGCUAUCCGCCGUUGCAGUACGCAACCAACACCAACUUUCCAAUGGGGAUACCCCCCGGACCGAUGUUCAUGAAUGGUGGAAACCAGUUAAAGCAUCACCAAAAUGGAAUGGUGGAAGGAUGCGGAUCUUAUCGGCAUGCGGCUAUGAACCUAGGCUAUCCUUCUUACCGCGGUCCGAACGGUAUGAUGCCACCGCCACCCUACUAUCAGCCGGUGGAUUCAUCGAUCUAUGGUGGCACCUCGGUGGCGGCCGCAGCUACCCAAACUGCAGCGUACGGUACGGUGGCACAACCAGGAGCGUCUAUUUUAAGCAGCAAGAAGAAAAUGUAUGAAGAAUACGAUAUGGGGUCUGGUGUGCGCCGGAGUAACGAUACUUUACGAUCCGGCAGUGGAUGUGCCAAAAAGCUGGAUCGUUACCACAAAAACUCCGAGCUACUGAUUGAUUAUGAGAGUGACAUGCUGCCAGAAGCGUUGGCCGAAAGAAAUCUUAAAGAGCAGCAGCAACAGCAGCAUCAUCACCAUCAUCACUAUUUGCAUCACCAGACGUCACGCAACUCGCGGCAGUCGGAUUUCGACAGUUACGAAGAUGAACAGUUACAGCGAGAACAAGAGCAAAGUAGCAACGUAAGCCGUCGGAUUUCUAGCAAAAAUCAGGAUGGAAUCGGAUGCUACGAAACGUGGAACUACGUCUAUCAAAAUCUGGAAAAGCAAGGCUAUACGAAGGAUUUGGGCGAAAGAGGAGACUUUUUGGCAGAUGAAAUGGACGAUGAAGAUAACCGUGCAGGUAUGGUGGAGGAAGAAGCCAUUCGACGAAGGCGACGGAAUGAUAUCAUGGACGAGCAGGACGUUCAUCACCCCGCCAGGAGAGAAUCGACCAAUGCAUCCUCCAGCACGACUCUCCGACGCAAUCACAACGAGAAAUUAAAGGCUAUGAAACCGAAAGCUGCAGACAAGGUGGAUGGCAUAAGCCGGCCAUCUUCAGCUGCCAUUCUCUCGUCCAAGCAUAAUGCUAGCGAAGGGCGAAGACACGAACGUCAUCCUUCCUCUGGUUCGGGUGUGACCGCAACCAUGGUCCAGAAGGUAGCCAAAAUGUCGCUUUCCAAUGCCACGACCGAAGAUCUGUUAGGGCUGGAACAGAACGGUGGUGGUAAGAAUGAACCCAUGGCCAGCAGUCGAAUAAAUUCGGUGACGAAAAAACAGAUCACACCUCAGGGUUCGGGAUCUUCCUCGUCAACCGGUCCCGUGAUGCCUGUAAAGGAAACGAAAAACAGCAGUUCGACCACAGGAAUUUUGGUCAACAAUCACCAUAACCACAAUGCGAACAGCGGAACUGCAAGCGUUUACCAAGCGGGCAGCAACACGUCAGCGACGCAUGGGAAGAAGAAAACGGCCACAUUCGAUACCGGUGCGGUAACGAUAAUAAACCCCAGCCCGACAGGUGGCAGUCCCGGAAACGGAACACAAGGCGGUGCCGAAUGGAAUUGCAAUUUCUGUACCUACCUGAACCCGGAUGUCAAACGCAUCUGUGAUAUGUGCUCCAAGAGCCGCGAUUUUCGGCUCGAUGGCACGACGACCACCAGCAACGGAACUACGGCAACCUGUGUUUAAAUUCUGCUCCAGUACGAUAACAAUUUCGGAACGAUUCCUUUCCCCUAGCAACCUCCCCCCCCCCCCCCACCCACCUCCUCAUCGCCUCCUAUCAAGCGACCAUUUAUUGUUAAACGAGAUUGUUUUACCGUUGCCCAUCCAAAGUAGAGGAUAAUGUUAUCUCCAACAAAUUCUGUUGUUUUCACAAUUACAGUUGUUAUAAAAUUGUGUUGGGGUUGCCAUGUAUUGUUAUUCAGUUUAUUUUUACAUUUUUCUGAUAACAAUCCAUUAUAAUAAUAUGUUUUUUUUAUUAAACUUUUACAUCCAUUUUAAUUUGUUCCCACAAUGGUUAUAAAUCGGCGCGUUUUUGUCCUGCAAACAGUUAGACCAAUUCAGUCGAUUGUGCUUCUUUGGUGAAUAAACAGAACCUGGCGAAAAAAUAAGCUUCAGUGCUUUGCGCAUCUGUUGUUUGAAGAUUAGCAGAGGAGUAAUGAGAAUUUAAUCCCGGGGAAGUAACGUGAUUUGAUUCGUAAAGCCAAACCCGAAUGGAAAACAAUGCAACGAACGAUGAACGCGCGCAGGUGUAACAAAAAUUCUCAUUUAGUGUUGGAAAAAGUAAACGUUUGUGUUUCAAACCGUUUAUCGCUUUUGUGGCGCGCACAUAACUACACAAAGACAAAACGGGUCGAAUAUGGUUUAACCAUCGCGUUUGUGAAGGGAUGUGUGGCAAGAACUAGAAGCUUUAACGAUCGGUAACCUCCGUGGUGACCGAAGUAUGGUUAUAAGAAGUUAAAAAGAUCAAAUGGACAUGUGUUGCAAAUGCCGGCGAGAUUUAGCAAACAGUGCAACCAAACUAAAAUUCUAUUUGAUAAAAACAAAAUCAGCUGGAUAGGAUCGACAAUCGCGCUUUUGCAUACAUAAGUUUGCAUAAUGGCGCUAAACGGCCGGUUUCUCGAUGAACUAGAAAUGCGGGAGUAAGCAAGGGAAACCGUGGCUAAACCAUGAGGAAGAAACUCCAAUAAAUGGAUUGGUGGCACGUAGGAUGGAAGAAGCAAUUAAAAUUAUGUAGGGUGAGGAAUAGAUUCUACUAAUUGUUAUUAAUUAAUUUAUCCUCCAAUAAUGAAAUGUAAGCAGCCGCCGCUUACGGCUUUCGGAUCCUUCGAUUUGAAGUACGCUGCAAAAAGAUACUAGUCAAAGAAUGGAAUGAGUGGAAGAAAAUUCGCUACGAAAAAGGAAUAAAUGAGUUCUCGGUAAUGGAAAUGCCGCCACCUAAGCGAAUAAGCGUAUAAGAAAAGAUUGUACAUCAAAAAGUGGAUUGUUAUAUACUAUUUAAAGUUUAAAAUAUUUUUUUAGUUUUACAUCAAUGUUACUUGAGACAAAAUGCAAAUUGGAUUGAUAUUUACUGAUUAGGUAAAACCAAACGAGUAAAACAGAGUAAAUAACCCUACCGAGCACCAGACAGGGAUUAUCAAAUUGAACUCAACCGGAGAGGAUGGAAAACUAUAUGCGAAUAGGCAUUGCUGAGUAUUCUCUAUCUACAUUUUAUAGCAAAUUUCUAAACGAUCAAGCGAAUGGGAUAAAUUAAAGCAAAACUCACACACACAUAGAGGACAACCAAAACCUAAAGCAACCAAAUCACUAAAAGAACUUGAAAAAGCAAAUGCGUAAGUGUACGCGGAUGGUAAGGCUAACGGAUAGAACUAGUAACUACUUCUCCUGUGCAUGUGUGGAUUACCGGCGUGUAUGGGGAGACGACGAAAUCAUAAUGAAACUGUUUCGCAUAUUAUAGAUUUUAAUAAAACAAAAUGAUCCAUUUCUUUGUUUGCUGUUGAGAUAUA
Anopheles funestus (African malaria mosquito) is the source of this 5820-nucleotide messenger RNA. RefSeq names its product protein tamozhennic (gene tamo). Bases 932 to 4003 code for a protein of 1023 amino acids. The transcript has 8 exons. NCBI's taxonomy places the organism in Eukaryota, Metazoa, Arthropoda, Insecta, Diptera, Culicidae. The record is from RefSeq and is a predicted model, not a curated record. Gene Ontology annotation, cellular component: cytoplasm.